AUGCUGCAGCGAUCACCGCACUCCCUAGUUUCUGUAUUUGUGGUCGUCACCAAUAUACUAUUCCUUUGGUCACUGCCCAUAACACAAGCCCAGCAAACCAAUGAGAACCAAACAGACCGAAAGGAGCUCCGGUGCCCCGGCAAUUGCGAGCCCAAUGGCAAAUGCAUUCUAAACGAUUCUGAUGGAAGCCCGGUUCGGUGCGAAUGCAAUAUUGGUUUCGCUGGAGCGGAUUGCAGUUUCCCCUAUGAGCAGUGCCCCGAUGGCUUUACGACCUGUUACGAUGGUGCCAAAUGCAGCCGUGGAUUGUCCGACAAAGAUGCCGGAGAUGAAGAUGGCCGGGGCGAUCAGACGUAUACCUGCGACUGCGAAGCAAUGGUGGGCGUCAGUGACUUUGUCAUUCAACAAUGCGAGAAUCCGCUGGACGAUGUCUGCGAAAUGGGGGUCCAGCUGAGUGAAUAUGCCUUUUGCACCAAUUCGGGAACCUGUUUGAAACUGAUUGACAGUGGCGAGGCGCACCCCGGUUGCGACUGCCCGGAAGAAUUCGAGGGACGCCACUGUCAAUACGCCGCGGGAACCGCACCUCCAGCGGAACUCAUGUUGGUGUGGAAUGCGGACCCGGACGAAGAAGGGGAGGACCCCAUGGACGAAAUUGCGGAAGAACCCACCAAGAUAUUGAUCUGGAUCGUUGCGGCAAGUGUAUCCAUUCUAGCAGCACUCGGGAUCUUUGCUUGUUGUGUCUAUGCCCGUCUGAAGAAUGUUUCGGAAAAGAGACACGAAAAGUCCAUUACGAGGAUAGGGGUGAUUAGUAUUCGGGAUGCUUCCACAGAUUCCAAGGACGAGGAGAAAUUUGAUGACAUCAUCCUGGGAGGAGGAUAUAGUGAUGAUGAGUCGGAUCACCACAAACACAUCAUCUAA
Messenger RNA from Cylindrotheca closterium, 915 nucleotides. Lineage: Eukaryota; Bacillariophyta; Bacillariophyceae; Bacillariales; Bacillariaceae. The record is from the annotation of a GenBank genome assembly.